Apis cerana (Asiatic honeybee) is the source of this 3001-nucleotide messenger RNA. It is a transcript of the gene Med, whose product is annotated as Smad/Smad4 homolog Medea. NCBI's taxonomy places the organism in Eukaryota, Metazoa, Arthropoda, Insecta, Hymenoptera, Apidae. The record is from RefSeq and is a predicted model, not a curated record. Gene Ontology annotation, cellular component: heteromeric SMAD protein complex. Gene Ontology annotation, molecular function: DNA-binding transcription factor activity, RNA polymerase II-specific; RNA polymerase II cis-regulatory region sequence-specific DNA binding; I-SMAD binding. Gene Ontology annotation, biological process: SMAD protein signal transduction; regulation of transcription by RNA polymerase II; anatomical structure morphogenesis.
UUCGUCAAUUGUGCAUUUAGAUACUAGAGAUAAGUGCGGUUCUGCCAGGUUCUACUGAUGUCGCAACAAUUCAAUCUAACCUACGAAAAAAAUUAACAGCGUCUUGUUCAAAGUAACUGUCAGUUCACAAUACGUCAACGUAAAGUGAUUCUAUUAAAAUUAUUUUGUAUAUUCCCGACUUUUAUUAGUUCAUUAAUUGAUAAGCGAAUUCAUAUUUGCAACACAUGGCUAAUAGAUCCUUGUUAGAUGAUAAAUCAUAAAAAUUUGAAUAUAUCGAAACUAAGAAUAAGAAUAGUAUCUCAAUCGAAGAAUUGGAACGGUAUUCGCCACGGCUUUCACAGAGAUGGUUGGAUUGGCGGGCGGGGGAGGUCAUCUGUAUCCCUCGCCCCCAAUGCAACCUAAUCCAGAAUUGAGAGAAAUGACAGGAAUCGCUCCUAGUGCCCCAACUAGUGCAGAUGCUUGUUUAAGCAUAGUACAUUCUCUCAUGUGUCAUCGUCAGGGUGGAGAAAGUGAAGGAUUUAGUAAACGAGCUAUUGAAUCUUUGGUUAAAAAGCUUAAAGAAAAACGAGAUGAAUUAGAUAGCUUAAUAACUGCUAUUACUACAAAUGGAGCUCAUCCUAGUAAAUGUGUUACAAUACAGAGAACAUUGGAUGGAAGGUUACAAGUUGCUGGUCGUAAAGGUUUCCCACAUGUUAUUUAUGCACGAAUCUGGAGAUGGCCAGAUUUACACAAAAAUGAAUUAAAACAUGUCAAAUACUGCCAAUUUGCUUUUGAUUUAAAAUGUGAUUCUGUAUGUGUAAAUCCAUAUCACUAUGAGCGAGUUGUAUCUCCUGGCAUAGACCCGUUCUUUACAGACCUAUCUGGACUGACUCUGCAAUCGGGAGUAGGCGUAGGACCAGGUGGUAGAUUGGUCAAAGAUGAAUAUUCAGUUGGUGGUGGAAGCAGUGCAACAGCUGGAGCAGUAGGAUCUGCAAUGGAUGUUGAUGGAGAAAUGAACCAAACUAUUCAGCAUCAUCCACCUACUCAACCUACUUCAUCUAAUAACACUCAGUCAUCUCAACAGACUUUUAUACCAGGUCUAGCACCACCUAAUUCAACUAGUGGUGAGGGUGUGUUUGGCAGUAAUGGGGGAGGGAAUAAUGGUGGUAAUCCACAUAAUAAAUUGGAUGACAAUAAUUGCCCCAGACAAACCUGGAUUCCUACACCUCAUCAUCCUACAACACGUAACAUUCAUCAUCCAGUAGUACAUCCAAUGAGUCACACCGUAGGUAGCCAACAGCAGUCAUUGAAUACAUCUAGUGGAAGCAGUGGAACACAGAUGCUGAGUCCUUCACAGGGACAAUCUACUGAAACAUUUUAUGGAACAAACACACCUCCUCAAGAUCUUAAUCAACCACCUACUGUUGAUGCAUUAGCAGCAUCUUUAGGCGAAGGUCAAAAUUCUCCCGUAUCUCCUGUACAUCUUCAUCAUUCAAAUGGAUUUCCAGUAGGUACUGCUGCUUAUAAUUCAGGAGCACCACAAUGGACUGGACCCAAUACUUUGACAUAUACACAAAGCAUGCAACCUCCAGAUCAUAGACAUCUUCAUCCUACUUCUUAUUGGGGUGGUCAUGGAGGUGAAGUAAGUGGAAACAUCGGUGGUUUAUUAUCUACACAACCAGCACCAGAAUAUUGGUGUUCAGUUGGCUAUUUUGAAUUAGAUACUCAAGUAGGUGAGACAUUUAAAGUAAGCAGUGGUUGUCCUACUGUAACAGUUGAUGGUUAUGUGGAUCCAAGUGGUGGCAAUAGAUUUUGCUUAGGAGCUUUGAGUAAUGUACACAGAACAGAACAAAGUGAAAAAGCUCGUCUUCACAUAGGAAAAGGAGUUGUGUUAGAUUUAAGAGGUGAAGGAGAUGUUUGGUUAAGAUGCCAAAGUGAACAUAGUGUUUUUGUACAGUCUUAUUAUUUAGACAGAGAAGCAGGUCGUGCACCCGGGGAUGCUGUGCAUAAAAUUUAUCCCUCUGCAUAUAUUAAAGUCUUUGAUUUACGACAAUGUCAUAAACAAAUGAGAGGUCAAGCUGCUACUGCUCAAGCUGCAGCUGCUGCCCAAGCUGCAGCUGUAGCAGGACAUCUAACACAUGGAGCACCAAUUACUAAAAGUCUUAGUGCAGCAGCAGGAAUAGGUGUAGAUGAUCUUCGACGACUUUGCAUUUUGCGUCUAAGUUUUGUAAAAGGUUGGGGUCCUGAUUAUCCUCGACAAAGUAUAAAAGAAACUCCUUGCUGGAUAGAGGUACAUUUACAUCGAGCUCUUCAAUUGUUGGAUGAAGUUUUACAUACUAUGCCAAUAGAUGGUCCACGGGGAAUUGAAUAAUUUUAUUUAAUUUUGGAUAAUACAUAAAUAUGUACAUCAAGAAAUGUAUCAAAAAAAGACACAUUACUACAAAUUCUGCAUCACGUGUGCAAAAUGUAUAAAAUACAUACAUAUAUGAUACUGUGUAAUAUUAUUAAAAAUUUUGAAAAAAAUCAACAAAAAAUUGUUGAUUCAAAUGAAAUAGUGUGAACUUUAAAUCCAGAAAAAAAAAAGAAAAUCGUGUUGUUCGAGGUUUUUAUUGAAAUUUUUUAUAUAUUUUACACACAUGAUUUACCGUGUAGGAUAAAAUGUGCCACGGCCUUGAAUUACCGUCAACGUACAAAUAUUUUGCAAAGGAAAUAUUAUUUUUCUUUAUAAAAAAUUAUUUUUUAAGAAAAAAGAAGUACAUCUACAAAAAGAAGUGAAAUGGAAGACUUCUAUUUUAAUAGGCAAUCAUUAUCUGAUUUAAGAAGAAAAAUACAUUUUCUACGGUAUGGCCUGGUGAGCUCAGCAAAAUGCAUGGGUAAAACGUGAUACUUUCGGAAUCAUGAAUAGUUGUAAUCUCAUUUUUGAGAUUAGCUUUGUAAGAUAGCAUAACUUACAUAUAUUCUACUUAAAGAAUGAUAAUAAGCUCAUUCACUGUUUAUGUCAAAUAUAACAACAGUAAAAGAA